UCCAGGCUGCCGUCUCAGCAACUUCAAAAUGGCCUCCCCAGGAAAACUGAUCCCGCCUCCCUUCUGCCAUGAAAGUCAUCGCUCUCCUGCUGCUGGCCAGCCUGGCCUCUACAUCUCUCGCCAUCCUUCAUGGUGAGUGUGGCCUCCUUCCCACUCCCUGCAGUCCCCUAGAGGUCAAGCUUUCUCUGCCCCUCACCUCCUCCACUUCUGUGGUCACAGCUGCCCAGUCUGUUCCUACUAACCAUCCCAGGAAGGACCAUGUCUCCAAUGAGGACCUUUCUAAGGAGCCUUCCAUCAUCAGAGAAGAGCUGAUUUCCAAACAGAAUGUGGAGAUAAAAUCCACCAGACCCAAGAAUCAGAAGUCCAUGCAGCCUCAUCCCAUCUUCCAAGAAGAGAGUCUCAAAAAUGCCAGGCUUCAGUCAGAAGAAAGCACUGAACCCACCCCCAGGACUGCAACCACCUCAGAAGGAAGAAUGGCCAAGCUCAGCCACAAAAUCGAGAACAAUCUGGAUAAAAUCAUGAACAGAUUCUCGGACAAUUUAAAAAGCUUAAUCCCUAGUGCAAAGGACGUCAUGAAGCCCUAA
This is a messenger RNA of Heterocephalus glaber (naked mole-rat), 584 nucleotides long. The record is from RefSeq and is a predicted model, not a curated record. Lineage: Eukaryota; Metazoa; Chordata; Mammalia; Rodentia; Bathyergidae.